This is a messenger RNA of Volvox carteri f. nagariensis, 1907 nucleotides long. RefSeq lists its product as uncharacterized. The transcript is spliced from 6 exons. The coding region runs from base 129 to 1907 and encodes 592 amino acids. Gene Ontology annotation, molecular function: acyltransferase activity, transferring groups other than amino-acyl groups. Lineage: Eukaryota; Viridiplantae; Chlorophyta; Chlorophyceae; Chlamydomonadales; Volvocaceae. The record is from RefSeq and is a predicted model, not a curated record.
UUUAAAUUUAUUCUUGAUAACAUUAUCCUUGUCUGAGUUGCUCCCAGGCACACCCUGUAAACUCGGCAGGAACAUUUUGCUCUUCACAUAGACCGCUGUCUGAAUAUGCUGUUGGCUUGCAAAGUUGCAUGUCAACCGCCCAGGGGGAGCGCCGGCUGCGCCUAGCGGCGACCCGGUCCUUGCUGUAUUCGCUUCCGCCAAACGAGCUCUUUGAGCUUCCAGGACGACCGCAUGUUGUAUACCAACUACGGACCUACUCGAACACUGGUAAUGCUGAAGAGGCCGCACAACAGGCCCGACUUGAUUCGCCCUUCUUAUUUAAAGCGUUUGAGACCGGUCAGAUAGGACCAAAACGCCUAGCCCGAAUGCAUGGCGACAAGCCGCGGGUGGCAACCAUUCACGAGUAUCUUGAUUGGACGGUGACUGCGCAAGCUGCGGAAGGCGACGACGAACUGGAUUUCGACGGCUUCAGAGUAUUGGUUAUUCUUCCACGGUAUCGUAGCGGCUGGCCGCCGCCCGGUGGGGAAGUUACAACACCUGACGAGCCGCGCAAGGCGCGGCUGAUUGGCGCUCCUAAAAGUCCAUUGCCCGCCUUGCAAAGCCAUGGAAAACCUGUUACAGCAGCGACAAUACGAUCUGGGCCGGGUUACUUGGAGGUUCCGUUUGUUGCGACGCAUGAGAACAAGCGGGGGCGGGGCUACUGCAGGUGCCUGGUUGAGGCUAUCGAGGAAAUUGCUCGGGCGCUUGGGCUACAGAAGCUGAUGCUGUGCAGCACGAAUGACGCCUCCGUGCAGAGUACGUGGCAACACCUGGGGUUUGGGUAUGCAUCGGACGAGCAGAUGGAGGAAUGGGACAUACUACACACGGACCUUGUGUACCUGCAAAACACAACUCAGAUGCAUAAAGAUGUACCGCCACAUCGACGGCUUAAGCCUGUUUUAAUUAAGCAUGAAGCUUUCCGGCAACGCUGCUAUGCGUUCGUGGGGCAAAAGCGGCCGCAGCACACUGCAGGUAGCUUACACGCGGCAAGUCUGCCGCAGGCGUCCAGACCGCGAUUAAGCAGCAAGCGCAGCGAGAGCACAAGCAGGGACGAGUCACAGUCGGUUGCAGCUCGCGAACACCCCUCGGCAGCGGGGGAGGUUGGCCCAGCGGAAAAAGCCGGCAGUGUUGCGGGUCACCCUCUUCAGCUUGAUGAAAGCUCGCCCAUUGCAGUUGGUGCACUAGCUGUGACAGCACAGGCAGCUGCCAGUGUAACUGGGCGCAUGCACGGCAGGCUGCCCACUGAUGAGGUGGGCCGAACGACAGCUGGACUCGCGCGCGACGAGGGCAUCGCGGGUGGAGGACCCCCAACUCCACAGCCAGCCGACGCUGGUCACUUGCGUCCUCUGCACGUGCAUGCGACAUCCGAUGUGCCAAGUGCCUCGCAGACAAAUGUGGCGCGCCCCGUCCGCUCUUCCGCCGCUGACUCCGUGAACGGCCUUGCACUUAGCGGACCGGAGAAUACCGCAAUAUGCGACAGAAGUGCACCUGGCACGCGGAACGGUCACGGCAUUCUGGUUGACGGCAGGUCUGGGCCUGCCGCAAUGCUGGCGGAGGCGAAAAGUGCAGCGAUUGGAGCUCCAGCAGAAGGGCGCGGUAUGGGAUGCAUCCACUCGCACGGUUCCUUAGCGGCCACGGGUAAGGCUGGCCUGGGCCAUGGUAAAGGACCUUCGGCAUUAACUACUGCACCAUCGUCGGGGCUGCAACCGCGCUUGGCAGGGUUGCCGAGGGGUGGCCAUGGAGCGUGUUUUUUGGAUGGCAUGUACAACUUCAGGCUAAUGACAGAGAGGAUUUUGUAUGACGAUAAUUGGGUACCUUUCCCUCUUGCUAAGCUAACAGAGCUGACGUUUAAGGGAUCCUACUGCUGA